AUGGCAUUUUACUCUAUUUUAGGGAAGUGCCAGAUGAGGUAUACAAAAGUCUGGAUGCAGUUGGUGAAGGCAGUUAAGUUGCAGAAGCUGAUAUUGGCUCAUAAUGAAAUUCAGUUGCUAAAGGAAGACAUAAGAAACUUACCGUUGUUGUCGGUGUUGAAUGUUAGCCAUAAUAAGCUUUCUCACCUUCCAACUGCUAUAGGAGAGCUUAAAUCACUUAAGGCAUUAGAUGUGUCUAAUAAUUUGCUGAAUGAGAUACCUGAAGAAGUUGGAUCCGCGACUGCUUUGAUAAAGUUUGAUUGUUCCGGCAACCAAAUUAAGGAUCUUCCUUGCUCUCUUGGAAACUGUCUAGAUUUAUCAGAUCUCAAGAUUUGGCUGUAUAGUGCAUCAAACAAUCGCCUCACCAGUUUGCCAGAAGAACUUAGCAAUUGUUCAAAAAUGUCAAAGUUAGAUGUAGAGGGAAAUAAGCUGACAACGCUAUCUGAGAAAUUGGUUGCAUCAUGGACUUUUCUCACUGAACUUAUUGCAGAAAUUGCAUCGAUUCCAUCAUCAAUAAAGGGCUGCUCUUUGUUAGCAGAAUCCAUCGACGACGACGAUUUCUCGGCUAGAUUAGAGCUAUGA
Molecule: messenger RNA, 621 nt
Organism: Helianthus annuus (common sunflower)
Lineage: Eukaryota; Viridiplantae; Streptophyta; Magnoliopsida; Asterales; Asteraceae
Product: plant intracellular Ras-group-related LRR protein 6-like
Exons: 7
Coding region: 1-621 (206 amino acids)
Molecular function (GO): protein binding
Source: RefSeq, a predicted model, not a curated record